Populus trichocarpa (black cottonwood) is the source of this 2395-nucleotide messenger RNA. RefSeq names its product protein MEI2-like 4. NCBI's taxonomy places the organism in Eukaryota, Viridiplantae, Streptophyta, Magnoliopsida, Malpighiales, Salicaceae. The record is from RefSeq and is a predicted model, not a curated record. Gene Ontology annotation, molecular function: RNA binding.
CAUUAACAAUUUAAAGGACAUCAAAGUCUCCCAGUUGCUUGUUAUGUUUCAAGAAAUUGACUUUUUUGAGUUUUGUAUAAUAGAAAGGCAAGCAAUGAGCAGUGGGCAGAGCGAACAAUUUCGAUAGUAAAGAGAGGUUUUUGUUUAGAGUUUUUGGGUGUCUUAAGCUGCACCAUGCCGUUUGAAGUUAUGGAUCAUAGGGGUAGUACUACGGCAUCUUCUCACUAUUUCGAGGACAUUCAUUUGCCUGCUGAGAGACAAAUUGGGUUUUGGAAUCCGAAUACAAUGCCUGAUCACCAAGGCGGGCCACUACCAAUGCAUUAUGCAGAGUUAUCACAGUCAAUCCUAGACAGAGAUAAAAAAGAGAAGUCACUCAUUAGUGAACAAGGAGCUAAUAUGUGCGAGCAUGCAUGGAGUUCUAUGGAUCAUCAUCCAAAAUCCUGGUCAAGUUUGUCAUUGCAACCUGCAUCUUAUAGCAAGGGGAGAAGUAGGGCUGAUAUCAGUGCGGCCCAGUGGGAAAACAGUCUCUUCUCAAGCUCAUUUUCUGAAAUAUUCAGCAGAAAGUUGAGGUUUUCAGGAAAUGACAUUCAUUCUCAUCAACCUGCUAAAACCAUUACUUCCUCCAACGGGGAAGAAGAGCCCUUUGAAUCUCUUGAAGAACUUGAGGCGAAAACUAUUGGAAAUCUCCUCCCUCCUGAAGAUAACAUGUUUUCUGGAGUGACUACUGAGUUGGGGCAUGAUGCUCAGAACAAUAACUUGGAUGAUCUAGAAGAUUUUGACCUGUUCAGCAGUGGCGGAGGCAUGGAAUUAGAAGGGGAAGGGGGCCAAGGAAAUUCAGGUCUCCUUGGGGGAGUUCCCAAUGGUCAAGGGGACUCUAAUGGUUCAACUGUUGUUGGACAUCCCUCUAGAACGCUUUUUGUCAGAAACAUCAAUAGCAAUGUUGAAGAUUCUGAAUUGAAGGCUAUUUUUGAGCAAUUUGGAGAUAUCCGAACUCUUUAUACAGCGUGCAAGCACCGUGGCUUUGUAAUGGUUUCUUAUUAUGAUAUAAGAGCAGCUCGAAAUGCAAUGAAUGCGCUUCAAAAUAAACCAUUGAGGUGUAGGAAACUUGACAUUCACUAUUCAAUUCCAAAAGACAAUCCAUCAGAGAAAGAUAUGAACCAGGGCACUAUAGUGGUCUUCAACCUUGAUUCCUCUAUUUCAAUUGAUGAGCUUCACCAAAUAUUUGGUGUUUAUGGGGAAAUUAAAGAGAUCCGUGAAUCCCCACAAAGGCAUAAUGAUAAAUUCAUAGAGUAUUAUGACAUUAGGGAUGCAGAUGCCGCCCUUUCUGCACUAAAUAGGAGUGACAUUGCUGGCAAGCAGAUCAAGGUUGAAUCAAGUCUCCCAGGGGGCACUAGAAGAUAUACUUCAAAGAUGCUUCUGGCUGCAAUUGAUGAUCAAUGCCGAGGAACCUAUGAUUUUAUUUACUUACCAAUUGACUUCAAGAACAAAUGCAAUGUGGGCUAUGCAUUCAUCAACAUGAUUGAUCCUCAACAGAUCAUUCCAUUCCAUAAGGCGUUCAAUGGCAAAAAGUGGGAGAAGUUCAAUAGUGAAAAAGUAGCAUCUCUGUAUGCUCGGAUUCAGGGAAAAGCUGCUCUUAUUGCGCAUUUCCAGAAUUCAAGCUUGAUGAAUGAGGAUAAACGUUGUCGUCCUAUACUCUUUCAUACUGAUGGUCCGAACGCUGGUGAUCCGGAACCAUUCCCUAUGGGUACUCAUAUUCGAUCCAGGUUGGGUAAACCUCAAUCCACUGGCAACGAGGAGAACCACCAUAGUGGGAGCCCGUCCACUUUGGCAAAUGAAGAGGACUCUCCGAAUGGAAUACACUCUCCCGCGGGUUCUGAUUAUGUGGUUUUCUUUGGCCAAGACACUAACUCAAACCCUGUACGGGUGUAAAUCGUCAUUAUCCACCCUCAGCUCUGUAGAUUAGGGGUGACCUGACUAGUGACAACUCCCUUUUUGGCUAUAUAGACUCAUUUGACCAAGUUCUGAAUGCCAGAGUGCAUCUUCAGCAUCAGGUGGGUUCAGAAUUUUCUUUGUUCCCGCAAAAAUUUUCCCAUCUAGCCUAAUUAUGAUUAUAGAGAAUGUGGCUUAACUAGGCUUCAAAUUUUGGAUAAUCGAAUCAUGUACAGAAGCUCCCUGGUUGUGCACCAGAGGAGGUAUCUCUGUUUUUGUUCAUUUUUGGACCUCUGUAAUUUCAUUUUCCCCCAUAUAUUUCGGGGUUCCCUGGUGGUUCUGUUACUGUUCUAGGCCAAAUGUGGUUGCUAAAGGAGAGCCAUCGCCCAUUAAUGUAUCCCGAUUGUAGAAAUUUUUUAUGUGCUCAGAGUGCUGUUAAUGAUAAUAUUAUUUAUUUGGCGUUCAA